AGCCAACCUCGCGAAGCACCACCUCGGCAAGGCAGCCGAGCUCGACGCGCAGGAGGCCGCCAUGGACGCGAAGGAGGCCGCCAUCGCCAAGGAAGCGGCGUCGAAGCCGCCGCUGUCGCGCCCGCUCGCGUCGCUGCUCGGCAAGGCCAUCGUCGUGACGGGCGCGACGAGCGGGCUCGGCCGGUGCAUCGCGCUGCAGUGCGCCAAGGCCGGCGCGCGCGGCGUGCUCAUCUUGGGCCGCGACGCGAAGCGCGGCGCCGCGGUCGUCGCGGCGAUCAAGGACGCGGCGCCGCGGUGCCUCUGCGAGUUCGUCCGCGGCGACCUCGCGGAGGGCCCCGCGUGCGCGGCGGCGGCGCUCGCGGCCGCGACGAAGCUCUUCGGGACCGUGGAGGGGCUCGUCAACUCCGCGGCGGUCUGCUUCCCGCGGGGCACGCUCGCGUCGACGAGCCCGGAGCUCUGGGGCACGAUGCUCGCGACGAACCUCACGGCGCCCUUCCUCUUCACGCAGGCCUUUGCGGCGCACAUGAAGGCGUCGAAGACGCGCGGCUCCGUCGUCAACAUCGGCUCCUGCGCCGCGCACGGCGGCGCGCCGUUCAUCCUCGCGUACUCGUGCUCCAAGGGCGGGCUCACGGUGCUGACGAAGAACUCCGCCCAGGAGCUCCGGGGCGACGGCAUCCGCGUGAACCAGAUCAACAUGGGCUGGUGCCUCACGGACGCGGAAGACGCGGGCCAGCGCGCGGAGAAGGGCGACGGCUGGCUCGCGGACGCGGACGCGGGCAGCCCGUCGGGCCGGCUCCUCCGCACCGUGGACACGUCGGCCUCCGUCGUCCACUUCCUCUCCGACGCGACGGCCAUGGUCACGGGCGCCGUCCUCGACAUCAGCCCCGACGUCAUCCCGGGCAUGCUUCCGGCGGCCGUCGGUUUUUUCGUCGUGCACGACAACGACGGCGCGCCGCCCGCGCCCGCGCCCGCGCCGCCGCAGCCCGCGGCGAAGCGCCAGAGCAACCAGCCAUCGAUCACGACCCACCGCCGCACGCCGUCGCUGACGCCGGCGGAGCUCGCGGCGCAGGCGAAGCGCGCCGAGGCCGCGCGGCUGUCCGCGGCGGCGGCGGUGCGCGCGCUCGCGGAGAAGCGGCGGCCGGCGUCUUCGUCGCCGCCGCCCGCGCCCGUCGCGCGCGCGUGGACGCCGUCGCCCGUGCCGCCGGCGCGGACGCCGGAGGCGACGGCCGCCGCGGCGGCGCUCGCCGCCGAGGACGCGCUGCGACGCGCGCGCGCGCGGAUCCCGUCGCCCGCGCCGCCCGCGCGGACGCCGGAAGCGACGGCCGCGGCGGCCGCGCUCGCCGCCAAGGCCGCGCUGCUCGCGGCGGCGCGGCUCGCGGAGGAGACCCGCCCCCUCGCGGCAAUCGCGGAGGAGGCCCGUCCCCCGGCUCCCGCGGUGCGCGUCUCGGGCUGGGUCGAGCGCUUCAUGGACCGGCCGCCGCGCGAGGCGCGCGCGCCCGCGGCGCCGGCGUUCGAGAUGCCCGCGAAGAUGAACGACUUCAUCCUCGAGGGCUUCCGCGACCGGCAGGCGGGGUCGCGCGCGCCCCCGGACGAGUCGUCGUCGUCGGACGACGACGAGGACGAGAGCCGGAGCCUCGGCGACGAAAGCCGGGGCGACGACGCGAGUCGUCAAGGCUCCGAAAGCCGGGGCGACGACGCGAGCCGGGCGAGCGGCCCGAGGCCCGAGGACGCCGCGCGGCGACCGCCGCGGCCGAAGCGCGACAGGUACUACGAGGAGGCCUCGGACGACGACGCGGCGCCGCCGGAGGCCGAGGUCCUCGAGAAGCCCGCGCGGCACCGCGACCGUGACCGGAUCCGGAGGCACAAGCUGCGCAAGGUCGGCGCGAGCGACCUCGACCAGAUCCGCGCGCGCGGCGCCGCGACCGUGCUCUCCGCGCGCCUCGCGGCGACGUCGGACACCGUCGGGACCACGAUCACGCAGCUCAAGCAGCGCAUCGCGACCAAGUCCGUCGAGAGCAUCGAGACGGACCUCGCGCGGCUCCGCCGGGAGAUCGCGACGCGGGACCCGGGCUGGCAGCGGCAGGACGACGAGCCGACGGACGUCAACUACGAGCUCGACCAGGCCGCGGCGGCGCUCGAACUCUUCGAGACCCACGUGGCCCGGGCGGAGCGCGCGCUCGCGACGGCCCAGCGCGACGCACUGGCGGCGUUGAUCCGCUCGCCUCCGCUCGAACGGCGCGCGCGCAGGUAUCGCGGCAGGCCCAGAUCGCUCGAGACGCGCGCGCGCGGCUCGACGCGCUCCGCGCCCAGCGCCCGGCGUCCGGGUGAGCGCGUGUUUUUCGUCGGAGUCGGCCCGGUCGCGUCGGUCGUGCGGACGCUGCCGCGCCAGCUGCCAGUGGCAUAAGUCUGCUGUUGUG
Messenger RNA from Aureococcus anophagefferens, 2417 nucleotides. RefSeq lists its product as hypothetical. Gene Ontology annotation, biological process: fatty acid elongation. Bases 62 to 2404 code for a protein of 780 amino acids. The transcript has 3 exons. NCBI's taxonomy places the organism in Eukaryota, Pelagophyceae, Pelagomonadales, Pelagomonadaceae. Gene Ontology annotation, molecular function: oxidoreductase activity, acting on the CH-OH group of donors, NAD or NADP as acceptor. The record is from RefSeq and is a predicted model, not a curated record.